UGUGGUCUUUUUUUUGGACCUAUCCAUUUUUCUCUUUUUGAACGAAUAGCCAUUUAACGUUUUACCGUUAUCUCCUUCCCAUUCCUUUCCUGUAAUAAGUUUUUCAUUGCACUCAAGAGACGAGUCCUUGCAGUCUACUUUUUUACUCCAUUUUCAGCCUAUUCCUUCGUUACUGCCCUAUCGCAGUGCACCUUUGGUAGUAUUUACCUCUGGACCUGAAUUGACUAACUCACCAACCCAUUCGUCUUGUCCGCCAAUCAAAACGUCCACCACUGCAACAAUCCUAUGCUUGAUCCAAACGCACCGUCUUCCUCUCAACCUACUACAGAGAUAACAGCUCAGUCUACCAGGUCGAGCCACUCCUACACUGUACCAAUGACUUUAUCUAGCUCGGCUCUGGUGCAUUCCAGCGAAAACCCCGAAUCGCUCGACUUGAACUCCUCAAUGUCAACCCCACUUGCACCAAUGAUGCACGAAGCACCCAAAAGGGUGACUCACGUUAGACAGCUAUUUGUUGGUAAUUUGCCUUUCCGUGUGCGUUGGCAAGACCUCAAAGAUCUUUUCCGGAAGGCCGGAAAUGUUAUACGUACCGAUGUGGCUUUAAGUUACGAUAACCGUAGCAAAGGUCAUGGUACGGUGCUAUUUGCUACCGUAGAAGAAGCCCAACAUGCAAUAGACAUAUUGCACAACUACAAAUGGCAGGGUCGGGUUUUGGAAGUCCGCGAAGAUCGAGGAUUCGUGGAAUCAGGACUGCCAUUAUCCAUGCAUCCUCCUCCACAAGAGCAUCUAUUCUCAUCGUCGGCGUCAAAUCAUCACCGGUUAUACGGUUAUAAAGAGCCAACCGUGAACGUAGCACGUCAACUAUUUGUGGGAAAUUUGCCGUUCCAUUGUCAGUGGCAAGAUGUGAAAGAUCUGUUCCGCAAUGCAGGUAAUAUCUUGCGUGCAGAUGUGGCUCAAGGGCCCGAUGGUCGAAGUCGAGGUUUUGGAACCGUUCUUUUUGCUACACAUGAUUCAGCAAAGAAGGCAAUAGCCAUGUACGACAAGUACGAAUUUCACGGACGGCAACUGCGUGUUCAUUUUGAUAAAUUUGCCCCACCGUCCGCAUCUUCAUUGCAAUAUACGUCCAUGUUACCGAAUAUGAGCAUGUAUCCAACUUACGACCAAGCAGCAUUGGAUAACCUGAAAGAAAUCUACAUGCGAAUGCCUCCUCAGCCAACAACCAUCACCACGCCGUCAUCCGCCGUUCCCGCCCCGCCUUCUGCCACAGCCUUUUUACCGCCUCCACCGCUUUCCUCUUACCCACGAACCGACGACACACGCUUCUCACUUGAUCCAUCCUCCAUCGAUUUAUUCUCUCCCUCCCCGUAUCUCAUGGCAUCAGCUGACAUGAGAAGAUCCGCUUACGCAUUGACAUCCAACGCGGAAAACAUGUCAGCUUUUCCCCGAGACUCUUCCUCGUUUGCUGCCCCUUUCCCAUCACUAGGUAUGACGGGGGCCUCAUCAACACUGAAUAAGGACGAAUCCAAUCGACCUUCCUCUUCAUCGUUGUUCGGAUACACAAGUCAGUCCGCAGCACCGUCUCUGCAUCAUCAAGAUUUUGGGCUUGAAUCUCAAUAUUUUUGGGGUUCGAAUCCGACCUUGUCAUCAGGCUCGUAUGGGAAUUCGGAAGCAAGGAAGAUCAAGAGGAAAGAUGAUGAUGAUCUUUCGCCUCUUACCAAUUCAAUGGAUAUGAUGGGACUAUCGGAUGGGUCAGCUGGACUGACUUCGGCAGCAGUGGAUGGACGGGGUGUCUGGGAUUCUCUCAACAAUUUUGGCGUUUAAAAAAAAUACGAUUGCAAACCCUUUUUUUUUUCUCUUCUUCUAUUCCUUUCUAUUUCUUAUUACAUUAUUACUUUUUCUGUAGACUAUAAACUUUUUAGUAACUAAACGGUUUGGGUAAAACUAGGACAACUUCCGAGGAAGCUUUAUGACAGUAGUCGUGUCAUCGUUGAUGCUGCGCUUACAUAGUGUGUGAUUACCUUUUUGUUUCAAGUAAAUAUGGAGGCUAUUGUCAAGGAUACACUGCAUUUGACAUGGACCUAUCAAAUAAAAGGACUGCAUAUCGCGGAUAUUACUCCAUACAUUGGUAGGCGACUCUGACACUUGUUACUGGCACCAGUAUAGGGGCGAUCAUUCAUGCCACUAAUUGUUGGAUUCCCAAAAUAAUGAACUUCCCAGUACCAAAACAAAAAG
Molecule: messenger RNA, 2232 nt
Organism: Radiomyces spectabilis
Lineage: Eukaryota; Fungi; Mucoromycota; Mucoromycetes; Mucorales; Radiomycetaceae
Exons: 7
Coding region: 286-1821 (511 amino acids)
Biological process (GO): regulation of mRNA stability involved in response to oxidative stress
Cellular component (GO): post-mRNA release spliceosomal complex; nucleus; cytoplasm
Molecular function (GO): mRNA binding
Source: RefSeq, a predicted model, not a curated record